AGCGUUGGCGCCUUGACACUGGUCACAAACGGAAUUUCACCGAGCCUCCGCCGUCACAGACAGAUCCAGGAUGAGUUCGACAUGUCUGGUCCUCCAGCAGUCCUCCUUCGUCGCGCCGCGGUUCUCCCGUCCGCUGAUAGUGAGCAGCAACCCGGGCACGAGUAGCUGCACCCUCUGGAGACCAUGGUUGUCCAGCGACAGUCGAAAUAAAGCAGGAGAAUCUUCCCGCAGCAAAGUGCCCUCUCCAUACUCCAGACCAACAGUUCCAGGUUGCUUCUCAUCCGAUGGCAAACCUCAGAGCUUCCAGCACCCUGUCAAACUCUUCUGGCCAAAAUCCAAGUCCUUCGACUAUCUGUACAGCGACGGCGAGAUGUUGUUGAGAAACUUCCCGGUUCAGGCCACCAUCAGCUUUUAUGAGGAAUCAGACAGUGAGGAUGAGGAUGAGGAGGAGGAAGACUGGGAGGAGACAUGUAACGCUGAGGAGUGCAACAAGCAGAAGACAUGUUUCACCUCCUACAACUGAAGAUGGAGAAACAACAAACAUCUACACUUCAUAAGUGUGACCACCAUCUUCUCCCACAUUGGGGGGGUUGAGUCAGGGUCUGAAGGUUGUACCACAACUUUACUCUAGUACGGCUGCCAUCCGAAAACUUCUUUCAGAUUUCUAAAUCACCAAAAUCAGAAAAAGUGAUUUUAAGUAUAUAUAUUUCUAGAAAA
Synchiropus splendidus (mandarinfish) is the source of this 717-nucleotide messenger RNA. Its product is annotated as protein ripply1-like. The coding region runs from base 71 to 523 and encodes 150 amino acids. Gene Ontology annotation, cellular component: nucleus. Lineage: Eukaryota; Metazoa; Chordata; Actinopteri; Syngnathiformes; Callionymidae. Gene Ontology annotation, biological process: negative regulation of transcription by RNA polymerase II; embryonic pattern specification. The transcript has 4 exons. The record is from RefSeq and is a predicted model, not a curated record.